Messenger RNA from Zasmidium cellare ATCC 36951, 1785 nucleotides. Its product is annotated as glycosyltransferase family 2 protein. Gene Ontology annotation, molecular function: chitin synthase activity. Bases 1 to 1785 code for a protein of 594 amino acids. The record is from RefSeq and is a predicted model, not a curated record. NCBI's taxonomy places the organism in Eukaryota, Fungi, Ascomycota, Dothideomycetes, Mycosphaerellales, Mycosphaerellaceae. The transcript has a single exon. Gene Ontology annotation, cellular component: cell septum; cell periphery.
AUGAAAGUUCGCAGCAUCUCUGUGCCUUCAUUGCCGGUGGUGCAAUCUCCUGGAGAGCAACCCUUUGACAUCGAGCUUGAGGGUGGCGAUGUUGAAGACGAAGGACCAAUCAACCCCAAAAGAAAUUUGACGAAGCGAGAACUUCUACACCAGAGACUGGUUUUCGGGAGCAUCGUCUUCUCCCUGAACGCAGUCUGCAUAAUCUUGAGCGCCGUGGGCUACUCAGGGGUAUGGGUACUCUGCGCGAUCCUAUUUUUCAAGAGCAAAGACUUCUUGUCUGUCUGGAUCCAGAUAUUCUGUCGAAUCUAUUACGCCAUCAAACGACGAAUUGUUACCGCUCCUGCGAAAAGAGCAUCAUGGAUCCUGAGCCUUAUCCCGGCAUAUUCGGAAUCAGAAGAGCAAAUCGUGAAAACCCUCUUCUCCCUUCGAGACAAUGGCAUGGAGCAACAUCGCCAAGUAAUGUGCAUCAUACUUGAUGGGAAGCCACGUCCAAUCAAAGACCAUAUGACGAGAGUGGUCGCAUCAUUUGAAUGGAAGUACGUCUCCCUGAAGUGGAAAAUUGGCACCCUGAAGAUCGUUGCGGGAUUUGUGGACAACAUUCCAACGCUUUGCAUUGACAAGUGCCCCAACGCAGGCAAAAAGGACUCGCUCAUUCUCUGUCACGAUCUCUUUAACUAUCCGCGCUCGAACAUUGAUCCAAGCAUCGUUGGUUUACGAGAGAAGCUGUGGUCGGAGAUCUUGCCGCAACUUACUGAAGAGCCCAACUUCAACACAUUCGACCUCGUUUUCUGUACCGAUGCGGAUUCCACGAUCCACCAAGGCGCACUGGCCAGAUUGGCCGACGCCUGUUUGGCUAAUCCAAGGUCUAUCGCUGCCUGCGGCUUCGUAUUUGUCGAAUACGAGCCUGGGCUCGAAUGGUCGGUCUGGAAUCUCUAUCAGCAAUUUCAGUACUCUUUCGGGCAGAUCGUGCGGCGUGGAGCAGAGCAUUUCGUUGGAAAAGUCACAUGCCUCCCAGGAUGUAUCACCAUGAUCGUCGUGCGCCCAGAGAUGGCUGGUGCAAUUCAGAAAUAUGCCAAACCAGUGACAGCCUUUCCUGUGCUGCGUCAUCAAGUGCAAUAUCUGGGAACCGACCGCCGUUUGACAUAUUCGAUGCUGUCGCAGGGAAAGCACUUGCACACGCUUUUCGUUCCCGAAGCUGGAUCAGAGACAGUAGCACCACAGAGCCUGCAACACUACCUGAGCCAACGACGCAGAUGGGGCAGCAAUGCCUACUUCAACAACUACUUCUACUUUGCGGGCGAGAACAUGAUUCUCAUAACUCGUAUCGCGGCUCUGAUCGAGAUCACAAGGCUGACGAUGGUAUACUACCGUGUAUUCAACACUGGGCUUUUUCUAUACGGCGUCGCCAGCGAUUUCAGCAUCGUCGCAUUGGCGCCGCUGCUGGCCGUAUCCUUCCUUCCAAGUUUCUGGUUCGCUUUCGCAGUAUGCUUUCUCAACGCCCACUUAAGGAAAAAUUGGGUCAAGCUACUUUGCGGCUUCUGUAUCAAUCGAUGCGUCAGCCCGUUCAUGAGUGUUGCGGUCUUCAGCCUCGUGGCGAAAAAUCUCGGAAGUCAGGUCUGGGGAAUGAGCGGAGUGACUGCUGCCGCGCCAGGGGCGCCGAAUCCAGCGACAACUGGAGGACAGAGGCCAGUGGCAUCACCAUUGAAACGACAGGGAACUGUGGCAGAGGAAAGGCAGCGCCUAGCUGAUGAAGGGGGCCAAGAGAAGCCGGAUACGGAAGCAUGA